Molecule: messenger RNA, 2914 nt
Organism: Plectropomus leopardus (leopard coralgrouper)
Lineage: Eukaryota; Metazoa; Chordata; Actinopteri; Perciformes; Serranidae
Product: ATP-dependent RNA helicase DDX39A
Molecular function (GO): ATP binding; RNA helicase activity; nucleic acid binding
Source: RefSeq, a predicted model, not a curated record
CCUGAACACACCAUACAUGUGUGCUCACUGUGCUGUGAAUACUUGCUAGCUCGGUGGUAUAUCACGCACACCGACAUCGGCGGGACAUAAACUAUCACAGCAAGAUGGCUGAGACCGACGUUGAUAAUGAACUUCUGGACUACGAAGAGGAUGAGGAGCCCCAGGGAGCCCCUGAGAGUGGGACCCCGGCACUCAAGAAAGAGGUGAAGGGGUCUUACGUAUCCAUUCACAGCUCAGGCUUCAGAGACUUUCUCCUCAAACCAGAGCUGCUACGUGCCAUCGUUGACUGCGGUUUUGAGCAUCCCUCAGAAGUCCAACAUGAGUGUAUUCCACAAGCUAUCCUGGGCAUGGACAUCCUGUGUCAGGCCAAGUCUGGUAUGGGAAAGACAGCCGUGUUUGUACUGGCCACCCUGCAACAGAUAGAACCUGUGGAUGGACAGGUGUCUGUCCUUGUAAUGUGCCACACACGAGAGCUGGCCUUCCAGAUCAGCAAAGAGUACGAACGCUUCUCCAAGUACAUGCCGAGUGUCAAGGUGUCAGUGUUCUUCGGCGGCCUGGCCAUUAAGAAGGACGAGGAAGUGCUGAAGAAGAACUGCCCUCACAUUGUCGUUGGAACGCCAGGACGUACUCUGGCCCUCAUCCGUCAGAAAUCUCUCAGCGUAAAGAACAUCAAACACUUUGUGCUUGACGAGUGUGACAGGAUGCUGGAGCAGCUGGACAUGAGGAGUGACGUCCAGGAAAUCUUCAGGGUGACACCACACGAGAAGCAGGUUAUGAUGUUCAGUGCAACGCUCAGCAAAGAGAUCCGCCCAGUCUGCCGCAAGUUCAUGCAGGAUCCCAUGGAAGUGUUUGUGGAUGAUGAGACCAAACUGACGCUCCACGGCUUACAGCAGUAUUACUGCAAGUUGAAGGACAGCGAGAAGAACCGCAAGCUUUUCGACCUGCUCGAUGUCCUUGAGUUCAACCAGGUGGUGAUCUUUGUUAAGUCAGUGCAUCGCUGUGUGGCUCUGUCCCAGCUGCUGGUGGAGCAGAAUUUCCCUGCCAUUGCCAUCCACAGGGGCAUGGCGCAGGAGGAGCGAUUAUCUCGGUACCAACAGUUUAAAGACUUCCAGCGGCGAAUCCUGGUUGCCACCAACCUGUUUGGCCGAGGCAUGGACAUUGAGCGAGUCAACAUCGUCUUCAACUACGACAUGCCAGAGGAUUCUGACACAUACCUUCACAGAGUGGCCCGUGCUGGCAGGUUUGGGACCAAAGGCCUGGCCGUCACUUUUGUGUCUGACGAGGCCGACGCUAAGACCCUGAACGAAGUCCAAGACCGUUUUGAGGUCAACGUCGCAGAGUUACCAGAGGAGAUUGAUAUCUCCUCCUACAUCGAACAGUCCAGAUGAGUGAAGAAGUGUCUUUCCAGUGAGGAUCAUGUUUGAACCUUGGUGUUGCUGUAUGUUGGUGGAGGAAGAAAAAGGAAAACCCUCAGCAUUUAUUUUAAAGUCCUUCCCCCAUAUAUGUUGGCAAGUUCACAAUGAUAAAACUUUUUUCUUUUUUACUUUUAUGUCUUUGCAGGGUGCUUGUUUUAGUGUUUUCCUUGUUAAAACAUGGAUGUAUUGUUUUGGUUGAACAAAUAAACUUUUUAUACCUUAUUUCAUGGUGUUCUAUUUAAUUUUGCACUUUUUAAAGCAUUUAAGUUUCUCAGAUGUUACAAUGAAAAUACAUUUUCACUACACCAGUGUUACAAAAUACAAGCCUUGUGUUGUAGUUACAAAUCCUCACAAGCAGAGGGCGUUGUCGGCAUGGCUUGAAGACAGCACUGAUUUCCCAAAACAGUUUGCUACCAGAAACUGGCUGCAAAGUUUGAAACUCAACAAGCUAAGUCAAAAUAAAACCAUAUGUAAAACUUGAGCUCAGCAGACAGUUUUAUCACAUGGUUUGACCAACAAAAAUGAGUGACAGCUACAAUUUAUCAACAGUAGUGUAUAAAUGGAACAAUAAGACAAACUUGGAUCCAAAUAAAGAAAAUAUUUACAGAAUACAGUGUGAUCCAAAAAAAAUCUCAAAUACAGGUUUGUGUAAGACAUUUCUCUACACUGCAUUUAAUGCACAAACAAGAAAUCAAUUGGCAUUGGUCCAGUACUCAUUGAAUGCUUGUCAGUUUCGGAUAGUGUUCAUUAUCAUUUGAAGAACAGUGUCAUUCAUUGCUGUGUGUAAAUAUAAAUGGCUUGUCAUGUACUUGUGCCCAAAAAUGGCACAAUCGCUGCAGUCUGUGCUUAUGUUCAUAACAUGCUGAUUUGAUAUAUUUUGAAUAACAAAAGUCCACAUUUUCACUUUACAUAAAGCUGCAAAAGAUUCUUUUGCUUGUUGUCACUGAGUAAUCGCAGUGCAUUUUGGGACACGGAGUCAUCCACCGUCACAGUAUGUGAGGCUGUUGUUGCAGGUGAGGUGAUCCUUGUGCACUGCUGUCGUCAUUAUAGUUCCUAACUUUCAGUGCUAAACAAAGUGCUUUGUUGCUCUUGUAGUGUUUCUCCUUUCAGGAUGAUCUGAAUGUCUCAAAAAAUAAGAAAUCCUCCACACCUGAAUCAACAAUCAGUCCAGAGAGUGGAGGAAGUCCAUCAGGACUCUAAUUUAGGUCCCAUGUCUGUUUGAACAGGAGCAGUACACAAUCCGCUCCGGUCAUGUAAUAAUAUCACAAUAAAGGGUUUCCUUUAUGAUUGAGAAUAAAGGCAGCCCUGGUCUUUACUCAUUUGGAGCCAGAUGUGAAAAAUGGCCCCUAGUCUUGAAGAGUUUUCCUUCAACAAAAAAGACAGUUGACCUCAUCACAUUUAAAUAAUAAUAAAAAAAAAAAUCCCCCUCAUUACUAGUCUAUGAACUGGUGUGUAUCUCCGUACAUCCACUGCUGUGGAGGAAGGGCCACUUCAUUAAG